AUGUCGGUCAUCGAGGCGAAGCUUAUCGAUGUCAAAACAAAGCUGGAGAGCGACAAAGUUUCCAUUCGCAAGGAUGGUGUCAAGCUGCUCUUCACGAUCAUGGACAGCCAACAGGCCCUUCAGAUGUUGGACUCCGAAACCGCGAGAAUGUGGCCGGACGAGCAGUGCAAAAAGAUCACCACGUGGCCGCGACUGCUGCGAGUCUUCAUCGACUUUGUGGAACGAGAGCUGCUCAUGGGCGGCGGUCCUGGCGGCGGCGGCGGCGGUGCUGGAUCUGGAUCCAGAACCAGCAGAUCCAAGGGCACCUCCGCGGCUGGAUCUCGCGGUGUCCGCUCUUCGUCGUCGUCGUCUCUCUGCGCCGCCACCAAGGUCAGUGAGGCGGGUCACCAACUGAGGCGGCUGGUGGCGCUGGCGGAUGACGUACAGCGCUCGGGCCGGCGCGGCAACCUGCAGCUUUGGGUGUGGCGACUAUGGCACCACGUGGCCAAGAUGAUUGAGGAGCUCGGUCUUCUGCAGUCUCGACUAGCCCCCGACUACAUCUCCAUCCUCACCCGCCACCUGCUGCCCAACACCGAAUACACGAGGGCGCCUCUGGAGCCCUUCCGUGCGCAUUCUCUGCUGUCAUGUUUCUGUACGGCGCUGGAGGGGCUGGUGACGUCACAAGGCCAGUCCGAGUCAGCUUCGGCGGCCGUUACCGGCCAGGCUCAGGCGGCCCUGGAGAAGUCCGCUCGCUGGUUGGCCAAGAUCAGGGAUACGGGGCGGCUCGCGCUGUCCUGGUUUAACUGCGCCGUACAGCUGCUGCUGGCGGGUGGCCUGGAUGGACUGGCGACCAUCCGGGUUUGCUGGGGUGUGUGGCGGAAGCCGGUGUUGGAGGAGAUCAUGACACGCUACGGCCUGCUACAGCUGCAACUCGGCGGAUUGGUUUCGGAAUCGGAGGGGGCGAGCAAUGGCGGCGAUGUCGAGGCGCUGGUGGAGCUGUACGACAUGACCCUGUACGACGUGUCGUACGAGGUUGCGAAAUGGGAUUUAAACCCGUGCGAUGGAGACAUAGGGCCCUUGGCCCUGCUACAGCUGCAGCUGCUGGCGGGGCUGUUCUUCGCCAUGCAGCAAGUCUAUGCCUGCCUGCGUGUUCUGCUACCCUUCGCCGCCGGUGGGCACGGUACGGACGGUGGCGGAGGAGCAGCCGCCGCCGCCGCCGCCGCCGCUUCGCUGUUGCGUCCGCAUGAUUUAGCGGUUAAGCAACUUGGUGCGGUUUGGUGCCUGCGAUGUCUGGAGGUAUUGGCGCAGCAAAACGUGUAUGCGACCAGUAUGGUGACCCAUGGGUCACGUUUCUUUGGCUGCGGCUUUACGGUGCCGGCGGCGCCGGCGGCGGGCGGCAGCAGUGGCGGCUGGUCGGCGUCGGCGUCGUCCUCGGCGGCGUCGCCAUCGGCUUCUCCGCCACCGGGGACGGCGGAGCCGACGGCGGCAAAAAGUCGAGACGCCGUGGCGGCGGCGGCGGCAGCGGCGGCGGCGUGGCAACAGGUCGUCGGGUUUCUGACGGCGCGGGUGGCGGGCCGGAACUUGCUCGUACCGCAAACUCCAGGUCUGCCAAACGCGCUGCAGGCGGAGGCAUUAUGGGCGCUGGCGGCGGCGCUUCAGCUUCAGAAAACUAGCGCCGUGUCGUACGUCGUACAGGCGCCGCCGGGGCUGUUGCGGACCGUAGUGGACGUGAUGCAAGGCAGCCUGCAGGCCGAUGAUGCAGCUGUCGACGCUACAACCGCUAGCGACGGCGGUUGUACGGGAACGGUGGCGGCGGCGGCGGCCGACGCCGACAGCCCGGCCGCCAGGUCGUACAUCUGGCAGGCGGCUGCCGCCACCAUCGUCGCAGCGCUGAACGCUGCACCUGCAGCCGAUGCGGCCGCCGCGGCCGCCUGCCAGGCGGCCGCCGCCAGCUGCAUGACUGCCGUACUCCGCCUUGCGAUCACACCGCCUAACGAGCUUCUGCAUGCACUGCUCGCCGCCACCUCAGGGGCGUCGUACAUGGCGGCGCCACAGAAGCGGAGCUCCGGGGCCCCGCCGCCGCCGCCGCUCCCGCCUCUGCCGCUGGACUUGGCGCCAGAUCAGUACACUCAUCCGUACACUCGCCUGCCUCGGUGGUGUCCAACCGACUCCGAGACCAUCGCCUUUUGCUGCAACGUCCUUGCCGUACAGCGCCGUGCUACGGAGGUGAUGGCGUGGCAGGAGGCCCGAGAGCGCGCCUUUCGUCACUACCAGACCCAUGGGUCGCCGUACGGCAGCACCGCCAGUGCACCAACGAAGACGACGGCGGCAGUUAGCACUGAGGCUGUAGCCGCCGGCAGGCGGCUCCUGAGCCGCAUCGCAGCGGCGGCGCUCAGUCGUACACGAAAUGUCGUACUGGACAUGACGGAAUCUGGAGGGGGAGAGGAGGUGGAGGUAGCGCGGCUGCUGGGGUGUGCUCAGCUACUGCUAUCAGCGAUUAUGCAUGGGCUAGCGCUACAGCCGUGUGACGAAGGCGGCAGCAGCGCUGCCGCUGCACCUGGUGCUCCACAGCCGCCGCCGUCACCGCCACCGCCGUCGUCGAUACCGCCGUCGACUCAACAACAACAGCAACACCAGCAGCUGAUGGCGGCUCAGACUGUGGCGCCAGCUCAGGCCUGGGACGUACUUUGCAAGGCAGUAGCUGCGGCGGUUCGGCCGGUCCUGGGGGAAAGCAGCGGAGGCGGCAGUAGCAGCGGCGCCGGAUUCGGCGGCGCGGCUGCAGUGGCGGCAACGCAGCGUACGGCUGGCAACGGCGGCGGCGCCAGCAGGGCGGGGCGGGGCGGGGCGGGGCGGGGCGGCAUUGCUUAUUGCGCUUCGUCCCGAAGCCCCGUGUUCCGUCUUGGCAAUGGGAAUUUCCCCAGCCACCUACGUUUCAUACCUUACCCCUCCCCUGUCGUCGGCAUUGUCUGGCGGCAGGCGCUGUACGACGUACUCGUACGGCAUGCUUCCCCGGGAGCCUUAACGGCGGCGGCGGUACCGCAGCCAGCUCACCCCAUCGAUUCCCAGCGGGCGUCCCAGCAGACACAGCCCUCGACGGCGAUGCUGGCGGCGGCGGUGGCGGCCGUCGAUGCCGUACUGCAACGGCAAGUGGGUGUGCUACGCCGGGUGGCGGAUCCCGCGGCGACGUCGGCAGCGGUUGCUAUUGGUGGCGGCGGCGGCAGUGGUGGUGGCUACGGGUGGCAGACUGGCGGAGGUCACGGAGCGGAGGACGAUGAUGAUGACGAUUUUGGUGGCGUAACGAGGCGGCCAGUGCUGCGCAGCCGUUUGGGCGGCGGCGCAGUCGCCGCGGCAGGUACGGCAGGUACAGCAGGAGGUGGCGGCGGCGGUGCUGGUGCUGGCGGCGGCGCGGCGCAGGUUGUCGGUGUAGCGGCCGCCACGCAGAUGCUGACCGGGCCCGGUACGGCAGCUGCCGUGAUGGCGGCCAGCGGCACCACCGCAACGCCGUACGAGCAAGCGCUGAUGGCAGCGUUGCGUGCCGUCGAGCUUCUGGAGGCCUUUGCUCCUCUGUACGGCAGCGGGGUGUCCCAGGUGGUUGCACGAACCGUUGGCGUGCUAAUGGAGCGCCGUCAGCAGCCGCCGCCGCCGCCGCAGCAGCAGCAGUAUCAGACGCCGCAAGGCCGGCGGCAGCAGCGAAUCGGCCGCCGUACUGGCGGCACAGACGACGACGACGGCGACGACGAGUACAUGGAAGUAGACGAUGAUGAAAUCGAGGAGCCGGACGACGUCAGCGACGGCGGCGACGACGCCGUCGCCAGCGGCGGCAGUGCGUACGGCGCUCCCAGCACCCGCCGUGCUGUUGCCACGCAGCGCCGGCCGCCGCCGCCGCCGCCGCCACCGGAGGAGCUCAUGGCGGCGCUGGCGCGCGUUGCCGUAUCGGCCGCCAUCGCCCUUGCCACUGAUGCAGCCGCUGCCGCUGCCGUCGCCGCUAGCGACGCUGGCGACGGCGAUAGCGGCGGCCGCACUGGCAUUGCGUCCUCUGACAGCGCAAUAAGAAGUGCGGCAAACAGUACUGCAGGCGGCGGCGACGGCGGCUCCGCCGCCGCCACUGCUGCCGCCAGGACUGCCCUGGCAGUAGCACUUACCGCGCUGGGCCCAGAGCAGGGGCUCUUGUCGCUCCGCUUCAUAAAGUACGACGAGCCGCGUGCUACAGCCGCUGGCACUCUGUCGUACAAAGUUAUCGGCAAACAGGUCACUGAGUACCAAAUGGUGGUUGCGGCGGUUGAAUUACGGCGGUUGGCGAGGUGUUUGGGUACGACAGCGGCGGCCCUCAUGGCUGGAAAAUCCGGCAACGCCCGCAGCGCCGACGGCGCCGCCAACGCCGCUGGCUUGGACGAGCUGCUGGCGGUCGGCGGCGUUCAGGUGCUUCGAGAUGCCGUACAAGCAAUGGACGAGGCAUUUAACACGAACGACUUUGUGCCGUACAGCUGGCAGCUCCGCGCCGCUGUGGCGGCACUCACAGUGGAGCUGCUGCCGUUAAACACGCCGCGAUUCUCACCAGGCAUGGCCCAGUACGACAUGCCGGAUCUGGUCGGAAGCCUGCGGUUGUUGCCGUCGUGGCAAGAGCCGUCGUACAGGGCUCGCCGUGCAGGUGCCGUACUGACGCGUAUCCUGUUUAGGCGCUUCACAGCGCACGACAGGUUGCUCGAGGAGCUCGACUUGCCACCGCUGGCGGGCGAUGCUGCGGAGCGUACGGCAGCGGCGGCGACUGCGGCGGCCGCCGCUGUGCCGCCGCCGUCAUCCCGCAGCCUGACUGAGACAGCGAUGUUGGCGUACGGGGAAAUCAUCCAGUUGAGCUCCAAGUUGGAGGUGGUGGUGGUACGGCGGCUACUGGCCCAUGGGUCCCUGUGUCGGAGGGACCAGGCGCUGGUGGCGGGCUGUUUGCGGCUGGCGGCUGCGAGGCUGGGGUACGGCACUGCCGCGGACUACCUGGCGACGAUUAUGCGAGGCAGUGUGUUGCUUCCUCUGGUGAUUGGCGACUUGCAGCAACCCGCUCAGUUGGUGGCCUCGUUGCUCGGCGUCAAGCUCCCCGCGCUGCUGUCCGAGCAUGUGCCGUACAUAUUUGGCACGUUGCUGCUGCUUCAAGCCGCGGGUCAAGGUCGGUGGCUUGACGAGGUGGUUCGGAACUCCUUAGUGAGCGGCAACCUGGACGUGGAGGCUGACGUGGACCGGCAACUCAGCAACCGGACGUACCUCUUCCUCGCCAACAUGCUCCUGGACGUGGUGCCUGAUGAGGAGGUGGCAGCAGCAGCAGCAGCAGCGGGACAUGAAGGGGAGCUGGGGGGGGGAGGGGUACCCGGGCUGCCAGUGCUGCCGACGUUCAGCGCGGAGACCUGUUGUAAGGCCGUACUGGAUAUCCCCGGGCUCCCCACACUGGAGAGCAACGAGGAGUUCUUGUGGACGUCGCUACUGCCGCCGUACAGCGUGGCCUGGGCGGCGGCGGCGCUGCAUGAAUCCAUGUCGGGCGGCGGUAGCCAUGGCGGCAGUGGCGGCGGAGAGUGCCGUACUACCAGUACGGCAGCGGCACCGCGGCACCGAGCCUGGCGGAUCGCGGGCCUGGGUGCCCUGCUGCGGCUGCUGGGUCCUAGGGCGGCCGAGCCAGCGACUGGCAGGUACUUGGCCCACAUCCUCAUGCAGCAGCUCUCAGAGCCCACCCUGCAGCUGCACUCCUGCGACCUGCUGCACCGCCUGCUGGGAACCAUGGGCCUGCGGGAGCUGACGGCACCAACGUCGCCAGCGACCCACGGGUCAUUGGCGCCGGCGCCGGCGACAGCGACGACGGUCAAUGAAGCCGAUCGCCAGGCGGUUCUUAGUGAGCUGCUGCCGCCGCUGGUUUCGGCGCUGGCGGAGGCGCUGGAGGCGGCGGAGGCGUUUGCCGACGCGACGGAGUACAGUCCAAUGACGGGGUUGGACGAGCGUACGGCAGUGGUACGGGCGGGGAGGCCGGCGCUGGUGGGGCUGCUGCUUCGGGUGACCCUUGGGUUGCCGCCGGAGGUGGCGGCGGGUUUGGCGCUUUGUCGGUUGCUUCCGGAGCUUCCGGAGCUUCGCGAUGCUGUCGAGUUGCAGCAGCGGCUCCGAGCUCGAGUGGCUCUCCCCGAGCAGCUCGCACACCUGGCCUCUGUGCUGCGACGGGGAGGGAGGGGCAGCUUCGGUGGCGGAGGCGGAGGCGGCGGCCUAGGCGCCAGCGCGCGGGCGAGGCUUGUGACGGCGGUUCGCAAGGAUGUCGAGGCCAGGUGGUCCGAGCUGUUGCCGGUGUCGGAUGCCGCCGGCCCGACCACCGGAAGCGGUGACGGGGACCUGACCGCCGCCGCCGCCGCCAGUGCCUGGGAGCUGGCGGCGGCGGCGGCGGAGCUUGACGAUACGGCACUAAGCGAGCUGGCGGGGAGGCUGCUGGCGGCGGCGGGGCUCCGAGACCCUCGCGCGCCGCCGCCGCCACGGGGACUGACGGCGGAAGGAUCCGAAAUACGAUCAGGGGGAGGCAACAGCAGAGGCCACUUCGCGAGCUCAGGCCCGCCGGGAACGGGACCCAUGUCACCGGCAGCGGGCACCGCAGCAGUCACCGGUGGUACGGCAGCGGGCCGGGCUAGUCGCCGUACAGCUGGAGCAGCAGCAGCGCCAGCAUCGGCGGCCACCGCCGCCACUGCCGGCGCCAACGGCGGUGGCCGUCGAGCCUUGCGGCGAAGUAGCGCCGCCGCAGCGGGAGACGCCGGCGGAGCCGCCACCGCCACCGCCACCAGUUCAACAGAACCCGGCGGCGGCGGCGGCGACGGCGGCGGCGACGGGGGGAACGGUGACAGUUGGUUGGUUUCAGUGCUGAGGCUCAUGGCGGAGCGGUACCUGGUGUCUGAUGACCCCAUGCUCAUUGUGGAGUGCCAGUCCACGGCUCUCCAGCUGCUCGCUCUGCCGGCGGGGAGAGACGCUCUGAACGGCAUGGGAACUGACAGUCACACACACCGGCAUCUGCGAAUCUAUUUGUCCUCAUCAUCAUCAUCAGCAUCAGCGUUACAGAGACAGCAGCAGCAGCAGGAGAAGGGCGUAGGCACCGCCGCAGGUGCCGGCGGUAACGCCGACGACAAGUCCGGGGCCGCUGGCGGCGGCGGCGGCGGCGGCGGCAGUGGCGGCAACAAUGGCGGUGACUCUGUCAACCUGGAUGAGCUUCUCUCUUUCAAGUCUGGUGUGGUUUCGGAGCGGCUGUGGCGGGUUCCGGCUGCUGCCGCCGGCGGUGCGGACGCCUGGCUCCGCCGCCUGACACCCUCGCUUCUGGAGCUGGUCACGGACCCGGCGCUAAAACUCAUGCGCGGCUUGGCCCGGCUCCAAUCCGAGAUUGUACUGCGCUCCCUGGAGCAUCUGCGGCGGCUGCACCGACGUGUGGUUUCGGAGCGAAAGCCCCCCGGGCAGGUCCACAGCACCCGGGGGGGGUCUGCGGCUGCAGUUGGUGGUGGCGGUGGCCGCGGGGAAUUGGACUCGGCGGUUGACGGUUGGGAGUUUGUGUACGGCCUGGAGAUUGACUACCUGGUCGUUGCGCGGCCCGCCACCGCUCUGCUGUACGUCACCCACUGGUCGGAGAAGGCGGCGGCGGCGGUACGGCUGGCGCACAGAGUGCAUGCUGACAGGGAGCAGGCGGAGGAGAGGGCGGCGGCGGGGCAAGGCAAAGGAGGAGGCGGCGGGCGGCAGGGCGGUUCGAAGCAUCGUGGCGGCGGCGGCGGCGGCGACGCGCUAUCGGUCGUACUGGAUGCAUACGGCGCCAUUGACGAUCCAGAUGCGCUGUACGCGCUUCCGUCGACGUACAUGCUCAUCGGUAAUGGCGGCGGCGGCGGCGAUGUUGGCGGCGGCGGUGGCGGCGGCGGCGGCGGCGGCGGCAACGGCGGCGGGCAUCCCCAGGGACACCUUUUGUCCAUGCAUCUCUUCGAGCUGGAGGGUAUGUGGCCCCAAGCCUUGGCGGGCCGCGACCUGCAGCUGCGGCCGUCAACGAUGGCUGUAGCAGGACCGCUGUACGGCACCGCUGGCAGCGGAUGUGGUGCGGCGUCAUCUGUUACAGCCGCAGGUGCUGCUGCUGGCAUCGUGUCGGCGCUCCGAAACCUUGGCGGCGACGUCACAGCGCAGUACUUCCUGGCUGGCCUGGCGGCCACCGGCGUUGGCGGCGGCGGCCUUCCAGACGGCAGCAGCGCCGGUGGCGGCGGCUGUGCCGCCGCCGCCGCCGCAACACCACUGCCAGAGCUGCAGUACGAGCUGAGUUGGCGGCUUGCCGUCUGGGCCCCUCAAACGCAACAGGAAGCGCGGCCGCCGUCGCUGCCGCCACCGCCGACGGCGGCGGCGGCAGUUGGCCUAACCGCCAUGCGAAGCGCUGGCGGCGGCGGCGGCGGUACCGCCAUCCCCAGCGGUAGCGGCGGCGGCUUCCACGAGGCAGUUUACCGUACACUGGCCGCCCUGGUCGCCGAAGACCGGGUGCAGGCGGACGCAUUGCUUUCCGCCGCGUCGCAUGCUGCCGUGUGUCGGCUGGCGGCGAAAAUGGGCCCCGCCGGCAAUGGCGGCGGCGGCGGCGAAACGUACGGAAGCUAUGGCGGCGGCACCGUCAGCUGCCUCGUCGAACUGCGGAUGCUGUCGGCACUCAGAGUUGCGAGUCAGCUGGUGGGGGCAGCGGCGCCGCCGGUGGCGGCGGUGGCGGCGGCCGCGGGCACGAUACUGUUGCCUGGCGGCGGCACUGGUGGCGGCGGCGGCGGUGAUCUGGAGCAGGCGGCGGCGCUGGAGCCGUUGCUGGCGUUACGUUGCGCCGCGUUGGCAGCGGCGGGUCUGCGACGGGAGCAGGCGGCGGCGCUGGCGGCGGCGGUGGCGGCGGCGCGGCGGCGCGGCGCAACGGCGGCGGGGCUUGCUGCGGUACAGCCGGCAACAGACCCGUGGGUCGGUGACAUGCGUUACGGAGUCGCGGCAUCCUGGCGCCUGGACGAGGCGCGGCUCGUACGGCAUCGCGGCCAAACGACACUGGCGGCUCAUAUGGCACUCGCGUUGGUUUCGGAGCUGGAGCAACAGCAGUCGGCGGCUAUAGCAGCGGCGGGCAAGUACGGCAGUAGCGGCGGCGGUAGUGGCGGCAUGUUGCAACUAGCGACGACGUUGUCUCUGGCGGGCGCUUGGUGUGCGGAGGCGCAGGUCGAAUGCGGGGCGUACGGCGGCGUGAUGGGUUUGAUGGGACGAGCAGCAGAUAUUGCCGUACAGGCGCUAGAAGGACGGCAAGAUGGGGGCAGCGGCGGGUCGGAUAUGGUGGGGACAGCGGCGGCGGCGGCGGCGGCGGCUGCUUCCUGGGAGAGCCAGGCUGCGUGCAAGGUCCUGUAUCGCCUUGCGUCGUACACGGACCAGCGGUAUCGUGAGCUGGUUGCCGUACUUGAGAGCCCCGAGCACGUGAAACGGAUGGGUGUUGUGGCGGCCAAGCGGCGGGAGGCUGAGGGCAUCAGAGCCAAGAAGGAUGCCGCUGCGGGGCAGAUGAAGGCAUAUCUGGAGGGGCAGCUGCGGCGGGUGCUGGCUCCCGUACUGGCUGACGAGGAGGCUGAUGCCGCGCUGCGCUCCGCGCUGUUGGCGUUACGGAGUACGGCAAUUGCCAACUAUGGGAGGUGCUUGUGUGCGGGCGAUCGCCAUGACCUGGCAGCCGUGUACCGCCUUUGCCAAAUGUGGCUACAGCCGGCGGACGGAGAAGACGUCAGCACCGCCUUUGCGCAGGCAACAGCGGCCGUACCGUCGUACAAGUGGCUUCCGCUGGUUUACCAGAUGGCUUCACGGCUGUCGGCAGCACCGCCGGCUGAGACAUUUCAGAGGGCAAGUGGCAGUAGCUGCACUAGCAGUAGCUGCACUAGCAGUAGCUGCACUAGCAGUAGCUGCACUAGCAGUAGCUGCACUAGCAGUAGCUGCACUAGCAGUAGCUGCACUAGCAGUAGCUGCACUAGCAGCGGGAUGGUAUUUACUUUUCACAUAUCAGCAGUGGUCUGUAAAAGGGUGUUGCAGUCUCUUCUUCUCCGUCUUGCAUGCGAGCACCCCUUCCACGUCAUCUACAAGUUAUUCGCGUUGCGGAAUGGCAACCUGGACAAGAUGGGUCGACUGCAGGCCGCAGCCGACGCGGCUGGGUUCGUGCAGGUGGUGGAUGUGAGCAAGAUCAAGGCCGCCGAGUCGCUCCUUCAGCAGUUGGUGGCGCGGGGGGGCCGGGUGGCGGUCAUUGUGAAGCAGGCAGAGAAGUUGAUCCGUAUGUAUAUCGAUUUGGCCGCUCAACCUGCGCCCCAGGAGGAUAACCCACCCCCCCAGACCUUCCCCGCUAACCUCAAAAGACAGGACGCGGUUAUGCAGCAGACCUUCGCACUGAUCAACGGGCUGCUGGCCAGGGACUCCGCCGCCUCCCGCCGGGGGCUGAGGAUUGCCACAUACCGAGUGGUGCCGUUCUCACCCACGGCAGGUUUACUGCAGUGGGUGGAGGACACGCAGCCCCUCAACCUCUACCUCCUGGGCAAGAACUACGCGUCCGGAGCUCACGCAAGAUACCAACCACCCGGGGAGUGGACGUGGAUACAGUGCUACAAUCACAUGAAAUCGACCACGGAGGCUGUUCGAAAGGGCAGUACGGAUGCCGGGGCGGAGCUGCUGCGGGGUCGCUUCCUGGUGACUCCGGAGCUGGUGCCGUUCCGGCUGACCCGGGACUUGGUGGAUGGCAUGGGGGUCAACGGUGUGGAGGGCCCCUUCCGGCGGGGAUGUGAAGAGACAUUGCGAGCUACGGCGCUGCUUGGUAACGCCGAUGCGGCGCGUGCCGUACUUAGAGUGAAGCAAAAGCUCGAGGGUCGCAUGGACGCUGGUGGCCUCAGCCGUACAGCCGCCACUACCAACACUGGAGCGGCGACUACCGGGUCGGCCGCGCUGGCUGCUGCCGCCGCGGCGGCGGCUGCGGACGCCGGUGGCGCGCCUCUGAAUGUCGAAGGACAGGUCCGGGCCCUGCUCGCGGAGGCUCAGGACCCGCACCGGCUGUCCAGGAUGUACGUGGGGUGGUCGGCGUGGUUGUCAGAUUCCGCCUGCACCGCUUGGUGUGGUGGUUAG
Molecule: messenger RNA, 11100 nt
Organism: Volvox carteri f. nagariensis
Lineage: Eukaryota; Viridiplantae; Chlorophyta; Chlorophyceae; Chlamydomonadales; Volvocaceae
Exons: 52
Coding region: 1-11100 (3699 amino acids)
Biological process (GO): DNA damage response
Molecular function (GO): protein serine/threonine kinase activity; protein binding
Source: RefSeq, a predicted model, not a curated record